Sipha flava (yellow sugarcane aphid) is the source of this 4412-nucleotide messenger RNA. RefSeq names its product ankyrin repeat and IBR domain-containing protein 1-like. The record is from RefSeq and is a predicted model, not a curated record. The transcript is spliced from 22 exons. Gene Ontology annotation, biological process: ubiquitin-dependent protein catabolic process; positive regulation of proteasomal ubiquitin-dependent protein catabolic process; protein polyubiquitination. Gene Ontology annotation, molecular function: zinc ion binding; ubiquitin protein ligase activity; ubiquitin conjugating enzyme binding. The coding region runs from base 126 to 3998 and encodes 1290 amino acids. Gene Ontology annotation, cellular component: cytoplasm; ubiquitin ligase complex. NCBI's taxonomy places the organism in Eukaryota, Metazoa, Arthropoda, Insecta, Hemiptera, Aphididae.
CUCUAGUUUAAUUAUUGCUAUUGAAAUAAAAAAAAUGAGUGCCAUAACAAAAUUAGUAUUUUAGAAAAAAACACUAUGAUUACUUGAAAACAGAUAGAUAUGAUAUAUUCUAUAACAAAAACAAAAUGGGUGGUACGUCUACCAAAUUUAAAAAACACCUUCAGAGAGGGGAUGAAUAUGCUGCUAUGCGGAUGUAUUCAAACUCUCCUGAACUUAAAACACUAGACCCUAAUUUGAGCUGUGGAGAAAAUCAUAACCACAAUACACUUUUACAUUAUGCUGCAAAACAUGGGAUGAAGCACUUACUUAGGGCUUUUUUAAAUGAACAUAAUGGAAAUCCAAAUAAAAAAAAUAAUUUCAAUGAAACAGCACUGCAUGCAGUUUGUUCCCUUUCCCCUCAAAGCUCUUACUCUGCACAUGAACGUCGUGCUGCCUGUGUUACAUUAUUGUUAAAUUGGCAAGGAGUAGAACUGUCAGAUGGAAGGAGAGAGAAAAUACGACUGAGUGCUCAAAAUAAUGAUGGAAACACUGCACUUCAUCUAGCAGCAGCUUCUGGUUUGCAGUACUGUGUUGAUUUGAUGCUUUCACACGGAGGAGCCCCAAUAUUCAAGACUAAUAACCAAAAACAGACUGCUUGUGAUUUGGCUGUGAAAAAUGGAUAUGAAACUUUAGCUCGUAAAUUAGAAUCCCGAAUGGUUUUUGGGGAAGACCUUAAAGAUAUUUUAACUGUUGUCGAUGAUUAUGAUUUUGGUGAAGAGGAAACUUAUGCUGGGUUACGCACACAAGAUUUACAAGAAGCCAAAGACCAAUUAUUGGUAGAAACUGCUGAUAUGUUAAAUUUGCCAUUAUUUACUGCCGAAGCAUUGCUUAGAAAUAAUGAAUGGUCUAGAGAGAUUUUACUUGAACGAUGGGUUCGUGAUCCUGACAAGUGUUGUCAAAUUGCUGGUGUACAAGUACCCAUAUCUGUGCAGUCCACCAAGAAAUUUUAUUUCGAUGGGUUACAGCAGACACAUUUAAAUGAAGAAGCUCAACUUAACAUUAAUGAUCAAACUAUUUGUGAUAUUUGCUUGAAUGAACUGCCAUUAUCUGAUUCUACAAUUAAAUUGUGUUGUGAACAUAAGUUUUGUAAUUCAUGUUGGAAAGAAUAUUUAACAUGUAAAAUUAAAAGAAAAGACUCUAGCAAUAUUUAUUGUCCAGCUUUACACUGCCAUAUUUUAGUUCCAACUGAACUCAUUGAAAACAUUGUUAGUCCUGAAAUGGCUCGUAGAUAUUUUGAUCUUAAUAUUGAAGCUUUUGUUGAAAGUAAUCGUUCUAUAAAAUGGUGUCCUGUUCCAAAUUGUGGACUUGCUGUUCGCCUCCCGAGUACUAGAAAACCAAAACAAAACUCUAAAAUUGCACGUUCAGUUGAUUGUGGUAGAGGACAUUAUUUUUGUUGGGAAUGUAUGGGUGAUGCUCAUACUCCAUGUAGCUGUCAACAAUGGUCUCAGUGGAUGUCUAAAAUAUCUGAAGUUAAACCAGAUAAAAUACGUGAAACUAGUGCAGAGUUUGAAGAAGCAGCUAAUAGCUUAUGGUUGGUGACAAAUUCAAAACCGUGCCCAAAUUGUAAUUCACCCAUACAGAAGAAUGAAGGCUGUAAUCAUAUGAAGUGUUCAAAAUGUAAAUUUGAGUUUUGCUGGAUAUGUCAAGAAAGCUGGAAAAAACAUGGCUCAGCUACUGGCGGAUUUUUUCGUUGUAAUCGUAUGACUGCUGUUUGUAAAGCUGAUGAAAAAAGAGGUCUUCUUAUGAAAGAAGCUCAGCAAAAAAAUAAACAAAGUUUGGAAUUAAGUAAAUUUCUUCAUUUUUAUACUAAAUUCAAAAAGCAUGAAGUUACUCGCCCAAUGGAAGAGCUAUUUGUCGAAAUAGUUAAAAAGUGGAGAAUAGCUUUAUCAGCUGCUUUAAAUAUACCUGAAGAUGAUGAGCGAACAAAAUUUGUUGAAGAUGCAGUUGUUGAAGUACAAAAAGCUAAGAGAGUUCUAUGUGCAUCAUAUGUGUAUGGAUUUUUUAUGCAGAGUAGCACAUAUAAUAGAAAUAUUUUGGAGUUUAUGCAGAAUGAGGUAGAAGAAGUUACUGAAAAGUUAGCAGGAAUGGUUUUACGACAGUAUUUAUGUAAUCCAAGAAGUGCCAUUAUUAAUACCACUAGUAUAUUAAGACGAAAACGCCAUGAAUUCAUUAAUGCCAUAUCAGAUGGAUCUAUAUCUUUAGAAAGUAUGCAAUCUGCCCCACAAAAUGUCACAAAAACAAAAUCUAGUAGUAUGUCUCAAAAACAUAUGAAUGCUACUGCUAAAGACUUGUUAAAGAAAGCCAUUGGAGAUUCAAUUCAAAUUGAUCCGGAUAACCCAUGGAUUGUUGACUCUAAAGGCCGACAUCGUAAUCUUACUGCUAUUUUAGAUUGGCCUGAGAGUUGUUCUGAUGAAGAAGAGGAAACUGAACUGGAUAGAGCUCUUGCUGUUAGUGUAUUUGGCCAAUGUAAAAUGGAACACUGUAAAAGAGCAAGAGUGCGGAACCCCCGAACAUCAAAAUUUCAUGAAUAUUGUAGCUUAAGAUGCAAAAAUACUCACAAAAAUUUAUUAGAAGAUCGAAAAAAAGAAAAACGCACUAGUAUUGUUGGUACUUUUGCAAUGGAUCUUAUUGUUGCUCUUGAAAUGUCAAGACUUCAAAUGAUAAAAGAUGCCCAACAAAAAAAAAGAUCAGAGAAUGAAGAAGCUAGUUGUAGCAAAAAUUACUCAGAAUUAAUCGAAGAUUCAAAUGAUGAUGACCAACAAUUACAAAUGGCUUUACAAAUGUCUUUAGAUGAAAUAUCUAUGGCUAAAUCCAAAAACUUAUCAACAUCUAAAGAUGAUUUGGAAACAGUUGUACCUAUAAGCAAUGUUCAAGAAAAUACUCAUAUAAAAACAGACAUUCCUGUUUUUUUACCUAAGUGUAGUGGUAUACAACUUGAUGAUGGUGUUUUCAAAGUUGGCGAUUUACACAAAAACAGUUAUUACUUGGAUUUUAGUGAAGAUAUAUACAGUCGUAUGGAUGGUAAAAAUCUUAGGCGCUCAUUAUCAUUUGGUGAUCUUCUUUCACGCAGGGACUUAUACAAAAAUAAUCGAAGAUAUUGCGUUAAUGUUUAUCAUAUGAACAGUGAUGACAGACAAGAAAUAGUAGAUAGAAAAUGUGGAAAACUGAAAUAUGGCUUUCAAGUCUUACCCAGAAGAACUACUUCCAUUCUUAUGGAAAUAAACAACAAUGGUGAAUGCCGCAAUGUUACUUCUUUGGAUGACAGCAACAUUGCUGCUCCUAUAAGUUCAGAUAAAAAGUUGUGUAACAUUUUGGCUCAACUUUACUGGCAAAACUCGCCUAAACCCUCCAGCAUAACACUGCCUAAACGUUUAAGUAAAAUUGGAAAAACUGCUGCCUUAGAUAUGUCAGAUGAAACAUUAGAGAAUGAAUUAAAGUCUACUGCUGAACUACCUUCCAAACCUGAACUGAACAUAAGAAUUGAAAAAUUCAGUAGUCAUUCUGAAGAUAGUGCUGAUAAUGAUAUAUCUGCAGAUAUUGAAUCAGACACGGGUAUACCUAAGUCACCAACACUCUUCAUAUCAGGUGUAUCCAUAAAUCGAACUCCAGAAACAAAGUCUCCAGUAUCAGGUCGGCAAUUAAGAUCAUCAAGUUUAACGGUACCAAAGUAUAUGUUGAAACCACUUUACAAAGGAACAUCAGCAGACAAUCUAACUUCAUGCAAAGAAUGUAACAUUGUUCACACAAAUAAAGCACAUUCCUAUCAAACGUUGUUCAACGAAGAAAGAAUGUGUGCUUCAGCUAACAUGGCUGAUAAAAACAGGUGUGUCUUUACAUUUCCAAAAUCAAUGACUGACGGUGAGUUAUUCUCAACAUUACAUAUCGAUAGAAACAAGUUAAGCUCUGAUGAUUUUCAUGAAUCUCUAUUCCUUUUGAGACAAAAGCAUAGACAACACUAAGUGCCAUACUUAUUUAUAUUUAUUUUAAUUUUACUCAAUUUAAUAUGAUUUUAUUUAGCCCAUUAUAUUAAUUAUUCAUGAGUAUUUGUUCUAUUGUAUUGCAUUUUUUAAUACGCAAAGAAAGUUAUUUAACUUAAUGUCCAUACAACUUCCUUACAAACCACUAUAAUUCUUCUGAAGACUUAAAUUUUCUAGUCCAUGUAAUAAAAAUAAACUGAACGGUAGUUUUUAAGGAGAAAAUAUGCCAAAAACACAACUUUUUUUUUCAUAGUUAUUAAUGUUCCUAAAUGGGUUGCAAAAAUUCUCAUUUUUUUUACUUUUUAUUUAGUAUAAAAUUAUUUUAUUAAUUUCAUUUGAUUCAAACUGCUUUUGGUCAAUCCAACUUAGUUUGAUGAUUAUAAAUAUAAAUACUAA